AUGCAAACACGCCUUCUAUCGCUGCUGCUGGUCAGCAUUGCAUUCGCCCUCCCGCAAGAUACUAGCAACUGCGUGACCGUCACCCACGAGGUCAUCGUGCCCACUUCCACUCACACCUACACAUCCACCCAUGUGACGACAAUCCACGCCACCACCGCCGACGAUCUGGGCACGUUUACGCUGGUCACGACGGAAAGCUCGACCAAGACGCUGAUGACGCUCACGACGACGAGUGCCGUUUGUACGGCGUAUGGGACCAUCAUCAACCGGGAUCUUACCCGGACCGUCUACACCACUGCUGGAAGCCACACAACAGACCCUCUCCCAACUGCCUCACCCGAUCCAACAUCAGACACAUGUACUGAAGUUCUCACCCCAACCAUCCAACCCACCGCACGCCCCCUAGGCCUCCAUCCUCGCCAAACCAACUUCGCCUGCACCGUAACCACCACCUGGACAACAACCUACGGCUUCACCUUCACCUUCGUCGCCGUCCCUAACCAAACCACCACAUUCACAGACUACACCGCCUUCACCCUCGCCACCACCACUCUCACCGUCCCGGGCGGAACAGCCUACACCAUCGCCACCGCAACCGCCACAACGACCCCAUCUCUCUGCGGGUCCGCCACCGUCAACGCCUCAACUCCAACAACAACAACAAUUACAACCCACGACGUCCGUUGCGCCCCGACCGCUUUGACGAGCGCCUACAACGGCUACGGGUUGGAAUACAUCGCCGACACUCCAACCGGUGGCGCACAUUUCACAACCAAUACCACCGACGGCUCGACUUGCUGUCAACUCUGCGCGGAAGCUUCGUGUAUGUAA
This is a messenger RNA of Baudoinia panamericana UAMH 10762, 831 nucleotides long. RefSeq lists its product as uncharacterized. The record is from RefSeq and is a predicted model, not a curated record. The transcript is spliced from 3 exons. Bases 1 to 831 code for a protein of 276 amino acids. NCBI's taxonomy places the organism in Eukaryota, Fungi, Ascomycota, Dothideomycetes, Mycosphaerellales, Teratosphaeriaceae.